Molecule: messenger RNA, 1959 nt
Organism: Pyricularia oryzae 70-15
Lineage: Eukaryota; Fungi; Ascomycota; Sordariomycetes; Magnaporthales; Pyriculariaceae
Product: feruloyl esterase B
Exons: 2
Coding region: 1-1959 (652 amino acids)
Source: RefSeq, a predicted model, not a curated record
AUGGACGAACCCGCACGCCUGCAGCUUCUCCGCCGGCGCUCGACGCGCACCGGCUGGGAAUCCGCACGCCGCACUCAAUCACUGACCGUCCCCGGCGACAUCAACGAGGGCAGCGCGUACGACACUGCCGACUACGCCAUCACACCCAUCGAGGCCGGUCUCAGCAGCGACGCCUACCUCAGCAGGAAGCGGCACUCGGACGACGUGACGCAGCGGUCUUCCCUCAUCAAGCUGGGCAUCAUGCUGGUUUUUUCCGGCGCCGUCAUCUGGACGCUCGUCGUCGCCGUGACCGGGUCCCAGUCCAGCACCGAUGCGAUGCUCGCCAAGCGCCUUGUCAACUGCGACCCGGCUGUGCUGGCGGCGUUCCUCCCGUCGAACGCGGUCAUCGAGAACGUCACCUCCGUGCAGCAAGGAGGCACGUUUGGCGAGGGCAAGGCCAACCGCUGGGUCAGCGCGGAUCCGACCGGCCUGCCGGCUCUGUGCGCCGUGAUCGUUAACGUGACCAGCUCGCCGAGCUCCAGCUACCGCUUCGGCAUGUUUCUACCGUCAUCUCCGUCAUCAUCAUCUGAAGCGGACGACAAAGUGUCCUCAGGUUCCUGGAACGGGCGCCUCCUGACCACAGGCAACGGCGGCUUUGGCGGCGGCAUCGGCUGGCUCUUUAUGGCGGAGGGGGCGCGGCGCCGGUUCGCCGUCAUCGCGACCGACACGGGUCACAACUCGAAGAGCACCGAGGUGGCGUGGGCGCUGAACGAGCCCGAGAAGCGCACCGACUGGGGCUGGCGGGCACUGCAUGGCUCUGUCGAGAUCGGGCGGAACCUGACGAGGGGCUUCUACGGCGAGCAGGCCAAGUACUCGUACUACUCUGGCUGCUCGACCGGUGGACGGCAGGGGUUGAGGGAGCUGCAGAUGGACCCGGAGGCGUUUGACGGGGUCUUGGUUGGCGCUCCGGCCUGGUACACGACGCACCUGAACACUUACGCGGCCAAGACGGGUCAGUUCAUCAACCAGCCCGAGACCCCUGGCUACAUCCCCGCGGAGAUGUUUGCCGUCAUUGGGAAAGACGUGGUGAGGCAGUGCGAUGCCGACGACGGGGUGGAGGACGGCAUCGUCAGCCUGCCGGAUCAGUGCGUGCCUGAUCUCCAGCGCAUCAGAUGCGACAACCGCGCAGCGAACCAAUCCACCUGUGUCAACGAGGCGCAGCUGGAAAUGCGCUGCGACGAGGACAGCGAAACAUGCCCGUCUGCGAACCCAGGCGCGGAUCCCACCCUGCUCUACACCGCGCUCUCGCCCGGGUCCGAGGGUCAAUGGGCCGAGCUCUACAACCGCACGGAGCCGACGGCCUACGGGCUCGGCUACGUGCGCUACUUUGUGUACGGAGACGAGAACUGGGACUGGAAAAGGUUUGACGACGAGCAGCUCGUCCGCGACGCCAUGAGGCUCGACGCGAGCGGCGCCGAGGCGGUGGAGUACGACAUUAGCCGGUUCCAAGACAGGGGUGGCAAGCUGAUCAUGUACCACGGCGACUCGGACGGCAUCGUGCCGGUGCGCGGCUCGAACCUCUACUACGACCGGACGCUGGAGGCCAUGGGCGAGGAGCGGAUGGACGGCUUCUUUCGGUACUUUCGCAUGCCGGGGAUGCACCACUGCCUGGGCACCAGCAUGGACGCGCCGUGGAACAUUGGCGCGUGGGGCCAGUCGACGGCGUUUGGCACCAACGGGACCGCGUCGGUCCCGGGCUUCGAGGACCCCGACCACGACGCGCUGCUGGCGCUGGUGGAGUGGGUCGAGAAGGGCAGGAGGGUGGACAAGCUGGUGGCGACGACCUGGAACACGUGGAACAACGUCAGCACCGGGGUCAGGAGGCAGAGGCCUCUGUGUCCCUGGCCGGCGAGGGCGGUUUGGGAUGGCGAUGGAGAUGUGAAUGCUGCGGAAAGUUGGGCGUGUCGGGUCGACGAUUGA